Messenger RNA from Propithecus coquereli (Coquerel's sifaka), 694 nucleotides. RefSeq names its product polymerase (DNA-directed), epsilon 4, accessory subunit (gene POLE4). The record is from RefSeq and is a predicted model, not a curated record. Gene Ontology annotation, molecular function: protein heterodimerization activity. The transcript is spliced from 4 exons. The coding region runs from base 32 to 388 and encodes 118 amino acids. Gene Ontology annotation, cellular component: epsilon DNA polymerase complex; nucleus. Lineage: Eukaryota; Metazoa; Chordata; Mammalia; Primates; Indriidae.
GGCGGCCGCGCGCAGUACACUGAGGGCCGGGAUGGCGGCGGCGGCGCCGGCAGCUGGAAGCGGGACUCCUCGGGAGGAGGAAGGACCUGGUGGGGAGGCAGCGGCCCCGCAGCCCCAAGCCCCGACGAGUGCACCCGGGGCUCGUCUCUCGAGGCUGCCUCUGGCGCGAGUGAAGGCCUUGGUGAAGGCGGACCCCGACGUGACGCUAGCGGGACAGGAAGCCAUCUUCAUUCUGGCGCGAGCGGCGGAACUGUUUGUGGAGACCAUUGCAAAAGAUGCCUACUGCUGUGCUCAACAAGGAAAGAGGAAAACGCUCCAGAGGAGAGAUUUGGAUAAUGCAAUAGAAGCAGUGGAUGAAUUUGCUUUUCUGGAAGGUACUUUGGAUUGAUUGCUGAGCCGGGCAGUUUUGUGAGCAUUCAUCUGCAUCCUUCAGCUCGUCCCUCUCUACAGGCCUCAGCUUUGAAGAACAGAGUCUUUGCACUUACACUCUUCCUGUUCUACCUUCACCUACGCCGGGAUAAGCAGAGAUCUCAUCUGCUAGCUUUUCUCUACAAGGUCUUCCACUACUUAUGUCUGUCUUCCAUGUCAAGCCUGGAUGCAGCUGCUGCUGUUUGGAGCAGAAAUGAAGAAAGUGUUCUGCAUAAGUGGCUUACGGAAUAAGGAGGACCAGAAUAAAGGUCUUUGGUCAACUUCA